Molecule: messenger RNA, 3043 nt
Organism: Danio aesculapii
Lineage: Eukaryota; Metazoa; Chordata; Actinopteri; Cypriniformes; Danionidae
Gene: btbd10a
Product: BTB (POZ) domain containing 10a
Exons: 9
Coding region: 189-1595 (468 amino acids)
Biological process (GO): positive regulation of phosphorylation
Cellular component (GO): cytoplasm
Molecular function (GO): protein binding
Source: RefSeq, a predicted model, not a curated record
GCUUCCCAUAUAUGUCAACAAUGAACACCAUCGCGAGUAAUGAAGAUCAAGCUCAAGUAAAUUCAUGCUAACGGCUAAUGUUUUUGAAAUAGCUCGAGCGUGCACUUCGUGGAGGACGUUCAGCGCUAGGAAGAUACUGGAUAUGAGAUCUGAAAGCCUUUCAGUCCAGUAAUAUCAACUCUUUUGAGAUGGCAGCACGCCCUGUCUCUUAUGACAGCCAUUCAAGCGAUUCCGAAAAUUGGGAUCAAAGGACAACAUGUCGGUCUAGGAGAGUCUGUAGACGCCUCAGUGGUCAGCCGCGUGGAGCUCAUCUGGAGGGUGAUCUGCUCAAUAUGAGUCUGCAUGGAGCCAGUGGAGGAGCAGGAGCCCUGGAGCAGCACAGAGAGAGGAGGAGGUCUGGAGACUGCUCCAGAGACUCUUCACAUGACAGAGGAGAGGGUCAGCUCACCCCCUGCAUCAGGAACGUCACCUCACCCAUACGCCAGACACUUGGCGAGCGUGAGCGGGAUUCGGGCUGCUCAUCGCGCUCCACCAGUCCCAGGCCUCAGAAAGCAUGCUCCUCCAGCCUCUUCUACACAGACUCCCAUGGAAAAACCCACAGCUCUGACAUGAUCUACGUCUGCGAAAACCUCAAAGAGGGCCCUCGCAGUUUGAGGACUGCUGAAAGAGUCACUCUGAUUGUAGACAACACUCGUUUCGUGGUCGAUCCAUCCAUCUUCACCGCUCAACCCAACACCAUGCUCGGCAGGAUGUUCGGAUCUGGACGGGAACACAACUUCACGCGUCCUAAUGAAAAGGGAGAGUAUGAGGUUGCAGAGGGAAUCAGCUCCACCGUGUUCAGAGCCAUUUUGGAUUACUAUAAAUCGGGGAUAAUCCGCUGCCCUGAUGGGAUCUCCAUCCCGGAGCUGAGAGAAGCAUGUGACUACCUCUGUAUCGCCUUCGACUACAGCACCAUCAAGUGCAGAGAUCUCAGUGCCCUCAUGCACGAGCUGUCUAAUGACGGCGCGCGACGGCAGUUUGAGUUCUAUCUGGAGGAGAUGGUGCUGCCGCUGAUGGUGGCCAGCGCUCAGAGCGGAGAGAGAGAGUGUCAUGUGGUGGUGCUGACGGAUGAUGACGUGGUGGACUGGGACGAGGAGUACCCGCCGCAGAUGGGAGAGGAGUACUCACAGAUUAUAUACAGCACAAAACUCUACCGGUUCUUCAAAUACAUUGAAAACCGAGAUGUUGCCAAGUCUGUUCUGAAGGAGAGAGGACUGAAGAAAAUUCGAUUAGGCAUUGAAGGAUACCCAACCUACAAAGAAAAAGUGAAGAAGCGUCCUGGCGGGCGUCCCGAGGUCAUCUACAACUACGUCCAACGGCCCUUCAUCCGCAUGUCCUGGGAGAAAGAGGAGGGCAAAAGCAGACACGUGGACUUUCAGUGUGUGAAGAGCAAAUCAAUCACAAACCUGGCUGCAGCGGCGGCAGACAUUCCUCAGGACCAGCUAGUGGUGUUGCAUCCUGGGCCACAGGUGGACGAACUCGACAUCCUCCCAAACCACCCACAGCCCAGCCAACAUUAUGAGCCUGAUCCUGACGCCUCGUCCCCGGCCAUCUGACCCUCACACACACACAAACACACUCCACUGGUCCCGCUGCCAAGACCGCAUUGCCUUUCUAGUCUCUCCCGCCUUACACGAGUCUUCAAGACAAGCACUGCGGCAGCACACCACCUCCAGACACUCUUUCCUGGACAGAACUCAGCCAAAGCAGGUUUUGAUUUAUUUGAGGAGAUCCUCAAUGUUGAUAAUCACUCCUCACAUUCAUUAUUUAAGAGGUUGCUGUGGAAGCAAAGCCAUGGACUGGGGGAAAAAUGUCUUACAGUACAUUUACAAAAUCACAAUUUUGAGUUGUAAAAUAUAAUUUCAAGAAACAAAAGUCAGAAAUAACCAGCAACUGCAAGACAAGUCAGCUGUGAAAAAGAUGCAAUUAUCAUUAUUCAGUCAAAUAAAUAAUAAAACUAUUGCAAGAUGUCAACAUCUGGAGAGAAAAAGACGUCAAAAUUGCCAAAACGAAACUCUAAUUGGGUUUCAGUCAUAGUUUUAACUCCUUGAAUUGCACUUGCAAAAUUGCAAGAAAUGCAAUAAACAGAGUUUUUAACUUGCAACUGUUAGAAAAAAAAGUAUAAUUAGAGAAACAUGCAGUUAUGAGACUUGCAACAUGAUGUUGACAUGAAAAAAAGGAAAGUUCUAAGUGCCAGAUAUAAGCUUCAUAGUUUGCAGUCGUAUAAAUAGAAUGGUAAAUGUGAUGUAUAGAGCUUCUUGUCCAGCUUGUGACCCACUUUAAAUUGUGUCUCACUCAGGCAGAGAUCAUUGAACAGGGCAAAACACAACACAGGGAGAAUAAAUGACAUGAAACGCAGAGGCUGUCGACUCAUCAAUAUACACAGCAACCAUGCAUAAGGUCAGUCACUAAUGUCAAGUGUAUCAGCUGCCUUGAGCCUCACAUAUUUGGCAAAAAAUAAACAACAACUGCAACAUGAUGUAAACGAUGAGCUUUUAACUUGCAUUUGGGAGGAGGGGGGUUAUGAUGAUGAUGAUGAUAUGAAAAGUAAUUUAUUAAUUUUUAUGUGAUUUAAAGUCACAUUGCGAGGUUUAAACGAUGGGGUUCAAACAAUUGUGAUUUAAAAGAAAGGAUCUUUUUUUCUAUUUGAUAUUCCGUGGUGGACACCUGCUUCCAUAGAUUGUCCUAUAUUUGUGGUGCUGUUUUGCUACUGCUGUUUCACUUUGCAAUAAAAAAGGAGCACAAUCCACUGAACAACACUGCUCAAGAACUACGUCCUGUAAUGAAGCAGGUUGUAGCAUUCGUUGUAGGUUUAGUGUGGUGCAGACGGUGAAGUGGAGCCUCACUGUGAUGCAUGAAAGAGUACUGAAGUGAUGUCACGUUUGUAUUGUACCGUACUGUUCAUUCUACUGUCGUUUGUAGCUGCAGUGCAGCGAGAGAGAGACGUUCGUCUACUGCACCGAUUGACAAAUGUUAUUUUAAUAAAGCAUUGUUGGAUCAAUUA